GCUUGAUUCAGCUUGCUCUGGCUCGCUCGUCUUCUCGCCUCGCAUACACACACUCUCUUUGCCCCUUCACUAAUACUGCCGACUGUCGGCUCUCGACCUAGAAGCACCCAGCUUGGAGGGACCAUCGAGCUCGUAUCUAUCCAGAAUACGGCUGGUCCGUCACAUUCAAAUUCAAGCUACUCUGCUCACUGCUCUACCUGACUCGGCCUCGCCCCGCCAGACACGAUGGGCAAGCUGAAUCUGGGUCUAUUGAUUCCAGCCAUGCUUCAACUAUCUUCUCUUAUCAUCGUCUUGCUAAUUCUCAUAAGUCCAGCACCUUUCAAUCACAGCAGCAUCAGCUUGUUGCGCAUCGAACCGUUUAACAACACCAACAGCAGUAGCGUCGGCGAUUCUGCUGCGAACUCCAAGACUAGGCAGAGUUCAACCGUGUACUCGAUGUCAUUGAACACUUCCAACACCACUUCAGCGCCCGUGCCAAUUUCGACGUCAAAUUCGAGCGACGCACAGACGUCGGUGCCGAUCGCGUCGAUCACUACUGACGCCCCAAAGAGUGCAUCGAUCACAGCUGCUCCGACUCCGGGUCAAGCCAGCAAUGCGCGUCCAACGGAUAUGGUUUCAGAGGCGGUGCAAGAGUCAAACGAGAACGUCAAAGCUGCUUCUACUAAUUCCAGCGCAUCCAACAUCGUGCAUCGAAGGGAAGACAUGACCAAGAGACCCUUUGGCGUGCUCAACUCAACACAGCCCUACAUUCAACCCUCAAGCUUGUCCAAGAUCAGAGUCAUUCUGGGACCGUUGGGAUCGUGCACUAUCGACGCUGAUGGGAAUAGGCGCUGCUCCAAAGCUCUACUGCUCCCCGCUUUCAAUACUGUAAGCCUUGCGGCGGAUCAGAUAGGAGAGUACGACUUGCGAAGCUUGCCAAGCACCAUCAAGGCUAUUCCCAUUAUCCUCUUGGUGGUGCUCGUCAUUUUCAUCUUUUCUUUCGCUCUUGCUCUGCCACCCCUGCUCGCGGCAUUUUUUCCCGCCAAAUUUGGCUUCUUGAUGCAAGCUGGACCUCGUGAGAGAGCGCUUAGACGAGCACAAAAGUGCGUGUUGUGGGCGAUCAUGUGCAGCUGGGUAUUAUUGGCAGCGAGCGGGAUAAGUCUGCGCGUGACGUUCAGCUCUGCAAGGACCGCAUUCAACGCAUCCAACAUCGAACGAUCAUUGCCCCUCACUUCGACCAAAGAUGCCACCUACUCCGACGUAGGUCUACAAGCCGAGUUGGGAAACGCUUUCACACUCACGUGGGCCACUUUGGGCCUGUUGGCUGUUCACAUGUUAAUGGAGAGGAGAAGGAUGAAGAGGGCAGAAGCUGUAGCGCAGGCGAGAGCGGAUGUCGAAGCUCAGUGGGGUCGCAACGUUCUAGAAGCAGGUCAGAGCCUCGUCAAGAACGCUUCGGGUCCCUCGCCAGCGUUUCAAUCUCCUCCAUCCGCCGACAAAGAAGCGCAAAACAUCGUGAUGCACAAUCUGCCCAAAGCCUCGACUUCGGCCUCUUCGAUCGGUUCGGGCUCUGCUGCGAAUCAUUAUUGGAUCUCGAGCUCCAAUGCGCAUACCCCGUCGUCUGGCGCCCAGCAUCACUAUGUGCACGGAUACGGGUUCGGACAAGCGCCGUCCGUCGUGCACACUCAAGAAAGGGAGUACCUAUGCGACUCGCCCGUCCAGAUGAGACGAGCGCACUCUCCACCUCCUUUCGAGAGGUACAUGAAAUCUCGCCAAGAGAGGGGGUGGGAAAUAUCAAGAGGCGCAAAUCGCGGUGUGACCUGCUCGCCCGCUCCUACAGAGAGCGCUUAUGAGCACCAUAUGCGAUCUGUGGAAGAUUUGGAUCUGGUCGAUUCUGCGCUCGCGUCGGAAGGACAUGGAUUUGGAAAGAGCGAUUGGAAGGAUCAUCAGUGCGGUGCUUCUUCCUCUUCGCAUAGUCAUGCAAAUGGUCGACCGGUCCAUCGCAAGGCUUCCUUCGAGUCGUGCCAAUCCAACUCGCAUUCCAUCUCUCGAGGAAUCAGCCCCGCUCCAUCCUAUUGGUCCCAAGCUCAUCAGACUUCAACUUUCCUGGGCGCGAGCUCGAGCGCCGAGAUGGAAAAGGCGAGGGAGGAGGCCAAAGAGGCUAGAGCUAGAGUGGAGUGGCUAGAGAGAGAGCUGAGGGAGAGGGAAAGAAAGAAUGAGGAGUGGAAAGAGGAGAUGAAGAGAGCGGAGAGGAUAGAGAUGAUCAAGAGGAGACAGAGAGGUGGAUUGGGUUAUCGCACGUAGAUCGAUCUGCAAUGCUCGUGCCAUGCUGCUGUCCACUUUCGCUUUUGCUUACCGCGGUCUUCGAGCAGGUAUAUAGCGGUUCAAGCGAUGCUCGAGCCUGCCGCCGACCAGUAGUCGCUUUGCAACCCUCGCCCAAAUCAACAGUGACUUGGCGACUUGUACUGUACUCCACAUUACGUUCACUCAUUACCGAUGCUUCAUGAGUGAAUAGCCACUCUAGUAG
Ceraceosorus guamensis is the source of this 2503-nucleotide messenger RNA. RefSeq lists its product as hypothetical. The coding region runs from base 226 to 2280 and encodes 684 amino acids. Lineage: Eukaryota; Fungi; Basidiomycota; Exobasidiomycetes; Ceraceosorales; Ceraceosoraceae. The record is from RefSeq and is a predicted model, not a curated record. The transcript has a single exon.